CCCCAGGCUGGCCAGCUGGGGCCACGUGACUGUCUGAACACGUGACCGCUCGGCGCACCUCCCCGCCCCCUCGCCGCUCCGCAGGUUACCGCCUCCGGUCCUCUAGGGCUUCCGCUCGCGUAGCCGGAAGGCCCUUGCAACGCACGCUCUGCCCCUGUCCGGGCCACCAAAUAAAGUUUGUGAGUUCAAAAGCUCUUUAAAAAGAAAAAAAAAAAAGAAGGAAAAAAAAAAAAAAAAGCUGCAACGCUUCCUUUCUGGAACCGCGGCCGUUGAACUCCGAGCGACGCCAGUGAGUGGCGUGUGGCGCCAGAGUGAUGGCCGAGUCCCCGGCGUUUCUCUCCGCUCAGGACGAGGGGUCCUUUGCAUAUCUUACCAUUAAGGACAGAACACCGAAGAUCUUAACCAAGGUUAUUGACACAUUGCAUCGACAUAAAAGUGAAUUUUUUGAAAAACACGGAGAGGAAGGCAUUGAAGCUGAAAAGAAAGCCAUCUCUCUUCUUUCUAAGUUACGGAAUGAACUGCAGACAGAUAAACCAAUUAUCCCCUUGGUGGACACGUGUGUUGACACCGACACAUGGAAUCAGUACCUGGAGUGUCAGCGGAGCCUUUUAAAUGAAGGCGACGGGGAGCCACGCUGGUUCUCCUCACCCUGGUUGUUUGUAGAGUGCUACAUGUAUCGCAGAAUUCAUGAAGCCAUCAUUCAAAGUCCUCCAAUCCAUGACUUCGACGUGUUUAAGGAAAGCAAAGAGGAGAACUUCUUUGAGUCACAGGACACCAUCGAUGCCCUGUGUACACACUUGCUGCAGCUGAAACCCGUCAAAGACCUCGGGGAAAACCAGAUUCAGGACGAGUUCAUUAAACUCCUGCAGAUUUCCCUCUGGGGAAAUAAGUGUGAUCUGUCUCUCUCAGGUGGAGAAAGUAGUUCUCAGAAGACCAAUGUAAUAAAUUGUUUGCAAGACCUAAAACCAUUUAUUUUGAUAAAUGACACAGACUCUCUGUGGGCCUUGCUCAGUAAGUUAAAGAAAACCGUGGAAAAGCCUGUAGUUAGAGUGGACAUCGUUCUGGAUAACUCUGGAUUUGAACUGAUUACAGACUUAGUGUUUGCGGAUUUUCUGAUAUCCUCUGAGUUAGCUACUGAGAUUCAUUUUCACGGGAAAACUAUCCCGUGGUUUGUGUCUGACGUUACUGUGCGGGACUUUAAUUGGAUAGUCGAGCGUAUGAGGAGUAGUAAUCUAGAGUCCAUGUCCACCUGUGGGGCCAACUGGGAGACCUAUGUUAGGAUGGGGAGGUGGGUUUACCACGACCAUGCAUUUUGGACUCUGCCUCAUCCAUAUUGUGCAAUGGCCCAGGUCGCCCCUGACUUGUAUGCUGAACUGCAAAAGGCAUGUCUUGUUUUAUUCAAGGGAGAUUUGAAUUAUAGGAAGCUGAUGGGUGACAGAAAAUGGAAGUUCACCUUUCCAUUCCAUCAGGCUCUGAGCGGCUUUCACCCUGCACCUCUCUGUAGCAUAAGAACAUUAAAGUGUGAGCUUCAGGUUGGUCUGCAGCCUGGGCAAGCUGAGCAGCUCACGGCCUCUGAUCCCCACUGGCUGACCACUGGCAGGUAUGGAAUAUUUCAGUUUGAUGGUCCACUUUGACUUCACUCAGGAGUUCCCGGUUGCAGAGAACAUUCUGAGAAUCUCCCUUCAGCCUCAGAUAAACAGUGCAUGGAAUUAGGCCUGGCUUCUUAGCGGUGUGGGAAGCCCCUUCUCUCAGCUCCUUGCUAUCUUAUGUACUAUAUACAUGAGGCUUCCAUGAAAUGGUUUCCCCCACUGCAUUGUUUUGGGUUUUAAGCCAGUUACACUUCUGUUGGAAUAUUAGUCACUAUUCCAAGUUAAAUGCAAAACUUUCAAGUGGUUUUAAUGAACUAAUUUUUAAUUUCAAAGAAUGCAAAAAAUAUGUGAUUUUGCUUUAGAAAUUAAUUUAAAUGUUAGUUAAUCCUGUUUUCUUCAACUGAAUGAUUAUUUAAUACCUAAGAAACUUAAGUAUUAUUUAGCUUAGUUUUGGCUCUUGAUAGUGGCCAAGUGAACACAUGCCUUGUAAGAGCUCUCCCAGGAGGCAUGUACAUGAUGCUUGAACACAGAGACAGAAUUACCUCAGACCUGAAUUAGAGCCUGCUUUCUUGCACGCUUAAGUUUUCAAAGCCCAUUUUCUUCCAUAGAGUUAUAUUUUGCGUGGCCUGUGGAAUGGGGCAAAGCACAAACUGAGCAUCAUAAACACGGUGACUGAUGAAGUACGAGUGCAGUUAUUUCCAUUGUCCCUAGGAUUGCCCUGCUGACGUCACCACCGCAGUGACGUCCAGGUGAACACAGUAUUGGUUUGCAGCAGCAGACUGUUGAAUGGAGACAACUGUUCUGUUGUUUUUACAUACUGCCAGGCUGAGCUCAGUCUAUAUCACAUGCUGUGUUGUUCCUCACCUCAGACAUCUCAGAGCCUGUACAUUCAUGUUACUUUGUUUCAAAACUAAUUGGAAAUAAAGUUGGAAAUGCUUUCUUGUACUGGAAUAAUAAAAUGAAUUUUACAGAGAGA
Molecule: messenger RNA, 2565 nt
Organism: Mastomys coucha (southern multimammate mouse)
Lineage: Eukaryota; Metazoa; Chordata; Mammalia; Rodentia; Muridae
Gene: Dcph1
Product: acidic residue methyltransferase 1
Exons: 5
Coding region: 315-1634 (439 amino acids)
Biological process (GO): DNA damage response
Cellular component (GO): cytoplasm; nucleus
Molecular function (GO): phosphatase activity
Source: RefSeq, a predicted model, not a curated record